Molecule: messenger RNA, 1317 nt
Organism: Arthroderma uncinatum
Lineage: Eukaryota; Fungi; Ascomycota; Eurotiomycetes; Onygenales; Arthrodermataceae
Product: elongation factor Tu
Exons: 5
Coding region: 1-1317 (438 amino acids)
Biological process (GO): mitochondrial translational elongation
Cellular component (GO): mitochondrion
Molecular function (GO): GTP binding; GTPase activity; translation elongation factor activity
Source: RefSeq, a predicted model, not a curated record
AUGUCUACCUUACAGAGAUCCCUCAAUGUCCUGCUGCGGACCAGCAGGUUCGCUGCCCAGCGGCCAUCUGCCAUGAACCCAGUCCAGUAUGUCUUCUCUCACAACAGAAUGUCUGCUCGAGGAAUGGCUGUUGCUUUUGAGCGUACCAAGCCUCACGUCAACAUUGGUACCAUUGGACACGUUGAUCACGGAAAGACUACCUUGACUGCUGCCAUCACCAAGCGUCAGUCCGAGAAGGGAUUCGCCAACUUCCUCGACUAUGGCUCCAUCGACAAGGCCCCCGAAGAGCGAAAGCGAGGUAUCACCAUCUCCUCUGCUCACAUCGAAUAUCAGACCGAGAACAGACAUUACGCUCACGUUGACUGUCCCGGUCACGCCGAUUACAUCAAGAACAUGAUUACUGGUGCCGCCAGUAUGGACGGAGCCGUUGUCGUCGUUGCUGCCUCUGAUGGACAAAUGCCUCAAACCAGAGAGCAUUUGCUCCUUGCCCGUCAGGUCGGUGUCCAAAAGCUCGUCGUUUUCGUCAACAAGGUCGAUGCCGUCGAGGACCCAGAGAUGUUGGAGCUCGUCGAGCUAGAAAUGCGUGAGCUUCUAAGCCACUACGGUUUCGAGGGUGAAGAGACUCCCAUUAUCUUCGGUUCCGCCCUCUGCGCCCUGGAAGAUCGACGACCAGAAUUGGGUGUUGAGAAGAUCGAUGAGCUUUUGAAAUCUGUGGAUGAGUGGAUCCCCACCCCAGAGCGUGCCACCGAUAAGCCUUUCCUCAUGUCCAUUGAGGAAGUGUUCUCCAUCGCCGGUCGUGGAACUGUCGUCUCUGGCCGUGUCGAGCGUGGUAUUCUCAAGAAGGAUUCCGACGUUGAAAUCAUCGGUGGAUCUGAAACUCCCAUCAAGACCAAGGUCACCGAUAUCGAGACCUUUAAGAAGUCUUGUGACGAAUCCCGAGCUGGUGACAACUCCGGUCUCCUUCUCCGAGGUAUCAAGCGUGAAGACUUGAGACGUGGAAUGGUCGUCGCCGCUCCCGGAUCAACCAAGGCCCACACUGACUUCAUGGUCUCCCUUUACGUUCUAACUGAGGCCGAGGGUGGUCGUUCCAACGGUUUCACUCACAAGUACCGCCCACAAAUGUUCAUCCGUACUGCUGACGAAGCCGCAUCUUUCAGCUGGCCUGGAGAGGACCAAGACAGGAAGGCCAUGCCCGGCGACAACGUUGAGAUGAUUUGCAAGACCCUCCACCCAAUUGCCGCCGAAGCCGGUCAACGAUUCAACAUCCGUGAAGGUGGCCGAACCGUUGCCACUGGUUUGAUCACCCGUGUCCUCUAA